GGCUGGCCCUGGCCUUCCACGACGGCAGCGUCCACAUCGUGCACCGGCUCUCACUGCAGACCAUGGCCGUCUUCUACAGCUCCGCGGCCCCGAGGCCUGUGGAUGAGCCGGCCAUGAAGCGCCCCCGCACCGCGGGCCCCGCCGUCCACUUAAAGGCUAUGCAGCUAUCGUGGACGUCACUGGCCCUGGUGGGGAUUGACAGCCACGGGAAGCUGAGCGUGCUCCGCCUCUCACCUUCCAUGGGCCACCCGCUGGAGGUGGGGCUGGCGCUGCGGCACCUGCUCUUCCUGCUGGAGUACUGCAUGGUGACCGGCUACGACUGGUGGGACAUCCUGCUGCACGUGCAGCCCAGUAUGGUACAGAGCCUGGUGGAGAAGCUGCACGAGGAGUACACGCGCCAGACCGCUGCCCUGCAGCAGGUCCUCUCCACCCGGAUCCUGGCCAUGAAGGCCUCGCUCUGCAAGCUGUCGCCCUGCACGGUGACUCGCGUGUGCGACUACCACACCAAGCUCUUCCUCAUCGCCAUCAGCUCCACCCUGAAGUCGCUGCUGCGCCCCCACUUUCUCAACACGCCUGACAAGAGCCCCGGCGACCGGCUGACCGAGAUCUGCACCAAGAUCACCGACGUCGACAUUGACAAGGUCAUGAUCAACCUCAAGACGGAGGAAUUUGUGCUGGACAUGAACACACUGCAGGCGCUGCAGCAGCUCUUGCAGUGGGUGGGCGACUUCGUGCUGUACCUGCUGGCCAGCCUACCCAACCAGGGUUCCCUGCUGAGGCCGGGCCACAGCUUUCUGCGGGACGGCACCUCGCUGGGCAUGCUUCGGGAAUUGAUGGUGGUCAUCCGCAUCUGGGGCCUUCUGAAGCCCAGCUGCCUGCCCGUGUAUACGGCCACUUCGGAUACCCAGGACAGCAUGUCCCUGCUCUUCCGCCUGCUCACCAAGCUCUGGAUCUGCUGUCGCGAUGAGGGCCCAGCGAGCGAGCCGGACGAGGCGCUGGUGGAUGAAUGCUGCCUGCUGCCCAGCCAGCUGCUUAUCCCCAGCCUGGACUGGCUGCCAGCCAGCGACGGCCUGGUCAGCCGCCUGCAGCCCAAGCAGCCCCUUCGUCUGCAGUUUGGCCGGGCGCCCACGCUGCCUGGCAGUGCUGCCACCCUGCAGCUCGACGGCCUCGCCAGGGCCCCAGGCCAGCCCAAGAUCGACCACCUGCGGAGGCUGCACCUUGGCGCUUGCCCCACGGAGGAAUGCAAGGCCUGCACCAGGUGCGGCUGUGUCACCAUGCUCAAGUCGCCCAACAGAACCACGGCGGUGAAGCAGUGGGAGCAGCGCUGGAUCAAGAAUUGCCUGGCUGUUGAAGGCCGUGGGCCGGACGCCUGCGUGACCAGCAGAGCUUCUGAGGAAGCCCCUGCCUUUGUCCAGCUGGGCCCGCAGUCCACACACCACUCUCCCAGGACCCCCAGAUCCCUGGACCAUCUGCAUCCAAAGGACCGUCCGUGACGGCCGGGGGUCCAGGCGGACCUUGUGGUGACCCGGCUCGGGCGUCUCCUCGGUUUCCUUGCCUCACCCACGGAGAGCGCUGAACCUGGACAAGCAGCGGCUGGGAAGGACAGGUCCAAUAAACGCCCUCUGCGCCCA
Molecule: messenger RNA, 1631 nt
Organism: Homo sapiens (human)
Lineage: Eukaryota; Metazoa; Chordata; Mammalia; Primates; Hominidae
Gene: MED16
Product: mediator complex subunit 16
Biological process (GO): transcription by RNA polymerase II
Cellular component (GO): mediator complex; nucleus; nucleoplasm
Source: RefSeq, marked validated